Molecule: messenger RNA, 1263 nt
Organism: Fusarium keratoplasticum
Lineage: Eukaryota; Fungi; Ascomycota; Sordariomycetes; Hypocreales; Nectriaceae
Product: Acetyl-CoA C-acetyltransferase
Exons: 6
Coding region: 1-1263 (420 amino acids)
Biological process (GO): phenylacetate catabolic process; fatty acid beta-oxidation
Cellular component (GO): peroxisome
Molecular function (GO): acetyl-CoA C-acyltransferase activity
Source: RefSeq, a predicted model, not a curated record
AUGUCCGCUGCCGCCCAGAGACUAGAGAAGCUGUCGCAGCAGCUUGAGACCUCGGAUCAACGAGCCAAGCAUGCCCUGCUAGAAGCAAAGCCGAGCGAUGUGGUCAUCACCGUCGCUGUGCGCACUGCCCUGACCAAAGCCCGCAAGGGCUACUUGAAGGAUACGCCUCUGGAGGGCCUCCUUCAGCCUCUUCUCAAGAACGUCCGGGAGAAGGCUGGCUUUGACCCAAGUCUCGUCGAAGAGAUAGUCGUCGGCAAUGUCCUCCACAAAGACGCUCCCUUCGUGACAAGGGCAUCAGCCAUCGCCGCAGGUUACCCAGCCACAACAGCAAUUUCAACAGUUAGUCGUUGGUGCUCCUCCGGCCUCUUGGCCGUGGAAUCAGUGGCGAACAAGAUCGCCGCUGGUGGCAUCGAUAUUGGUCUGGCCGUGGGAGCCGAGAGCAUGAGUAUCAACCCCGACAACGGAUCACCUGAUUACCCGGAGGAGUUUGAGAAGAACGAAACGAUAAAGGAUAUCAAGAUGCCAAUGCCAUGGACCUCCGAGAACGUCGCUCGCGAUUUUGGCGUCACGCGAGAGAAGCAGGAUGAAUACGCAGCAGCUUCGUCGCAGAAGGCCGAGCGCGCUCAAAAGUCUGGCCUCUCAUCGCAAGAAAUUGUACCCAUCAAAACUACAUGGAAAGACCCCAAGACAGGCGAGUCAUGCACCGUCGUCGUGGAUAAGGAUGACGGAACUCGCUAUGGAACGACCAAGGAAGGACUCUCCAAGAUUCGAUCCGCAUUCCCCCAGUGGCCUCCCGCUACCACGACAGGUGGAAAUGCUUCUCAGAUCACCGAUGGUGCGGCCGCGGUCCUUUUGAUGCGCCGUGAUGUUGCAGAGCGGUUGGGAGUGCCUAUCCUAGGCAAGUUUGUGAAGUCGACCGUCGUUGGACUCGACCCUCGCAUCAUGGGUAUCGGUCCUGCUCUUGCAAUUCCCAAGCUGUUGGGAAAAGUUGGCAUCUCUAAGGAUGAUGUUGACGUUUUUGAAAUCAACGAGGCGUUUGCAUCCAUGCUCGUCUACUGUGUAGAACACUUGAAACUGGAUCCCAGCCGCGUCAAUCCGCGAGGAGGAGCAAUUGCCAUCGGCCACCCCCUCGGUUGCACAGGGGCGCGACAGAUCGUCACAGCUCUGGCUGAGCUUAAACAGACGGGUGCCAGGAUUGCUGUGACCUCCAUGUGCAUCGGUUCAGGUAUGGGAAUGGCUAGUCUGAUUGUCUCGGAGCAGUAA